AUGCACUGUGAACACCAGCAGCGACAGGGAGGAGAAGCCUGCGAGGUCUUCGCGGGAGCUGUGAAAACGGCAGGUCAUCGCAAGAGAAAUCAGCCAGAUUAUGUGAGCUUGCAUACGCCCUUGAACCAUCAAACCCGUGGGACGUUUGGAAGAGCACAAAUAUUGCAAAUGAAACCAACAGCUUUUCUUAUCAAUGCAUCACGAGGUGCUGUCUGUAACGAGGAGGAACUGAUUGAAUGCAUGAAAGAAAAGAUGAUUGCAGGAGCAGGACUGGAUGUGACAACCACCGAACCGCCACCCAUGGAUAGCGAGUUGUGGAAGUUGCCCAACAUUUUUCAAUCUCCCCACACUGGAUGGUGGCGCAUUGAAACACAACACCGCUUGGUCACCAUGACAGCCGAAAACAUUGAGGCAUACUGUCAAGCCAACAAUAAGGAGGAGGACAUGAUCAAUAUCGUGAAUUAG
Molecule: messenger RNA, 465 nt
Organism: Seminavis robusta
Lineage: Eukaryota; Bacillariophyta; Bacillariophyceae; Naviculales; Naviculaceae
Source: the annotation of a GenBank genome assembly